Molecule: messenger RNA, 2275 nt
Organism: Diabrotica virgifera virgifera (western corn rootworm)
Lineage: Eukaryota; Metazoa; Arthropoda; Insecta; Coleoptera; Chrysomelidae
Exons: 3
Coding region: 27-2183 (718 amino acids)
Source: RefSeq, a predicted model, not a curated record
UAAGACACUUGAGUUAAAAAGCAAAGAUGAUUUAUUGCUGUUAUUUGACUUCUGUUAAAAAUUUGAAUUUUGUUUACAAUUCUUUUUUAUUUUUGUCGUUUAUAAUUUAUGUUGUUAAAACAAUGGAGUCCAUCCUUGAACCUGUAGUAACAGUUCCAGAACCAACCCAGUUCCAGAAUCCAGUUGGCAAAUAUAUUUAUUCACCCACUGUUCCUGAAGUUUCCAUGAUUAGCAACACCAGAACGACUGUAGACAAUUUUUCUUCUCAAGAAAACAUUUGGAAAAUGAAACAAAGAGGAAUGGAGAAUCCAGUUAAUAUGCCUAUACGGUAUCAACAGAGUCUUAUUCCUUUUGGUUACAAACAUUUGCAGGCAGAAUUUGCCAAAAAGCAAGUACGAUUUGAAAGCCCUGUAUCUCAGCAAACACAUGGUGAAUCCCAAAAAUACUUAUCGAAAAAUGUGGACUUUUGUAGUGUAGAGGCUGGUUGCAGCUAUCAAAAUUUUAGUGCAAUAAGGAAACAAAAUAGGGAGGUCGGUACGAAUCCAAAUAAUUUUGAACAAAUGUACAUGGCAAACAUUCCUGAUAGAAAAUUAGAUUUAUUAAGUAUUAUUGACAUUCCACAAGUAGCUAAUAAUAUUAACGACAUUAAUAUUGGUGAUACAGUCCCUUCCAAUAAGGAUCUCAAAGAGAAGCAGUCUGAAAAUGUACAACGUACAAAUGUACAAGGCACAGAGACAGUUAAACAGAAUAGUGAUACCAACACACAAGAUAAGACUUCAGAAAAUAAAGAAAAUGUAAUACCAAAAUCAUACCAACAAUAUUUGGAGCUACAGAAUAAAAUUGCCUCUAAAAGAAAAAUACACAAUGAUUCUGUAACUGAUAUUUUUAAUUACAAAAAAAAUAUCGCUACCCAAAAGCAAAAUAGCCCCCCUUCAUAUCAGCAGAAUGUUGGACAGAUUUCAAAUAAUAAUAGUGAUAGUAGACUUCAAGAGAAAUACGACAAAGUUUUUGAUACAGGUUUUCAACAGAAGUGCCAAACGUAUCAACCAAGUGUUCAACCCCAAACUAAACAGUACACAAGUGGUUAUAAUACACUGGUUCAAACAUUACUACCAUAUCAACCUUCUCAUGUACCCCCUUUGAGCCAAAAGUGUGAUAUGGAGACCCAAACAAAUUGUGAAGAUGUGUCAGAUUCCAAAGCUUUGGAGAAUCGGCGAAAUGGAGAACUUAAUAACUCGGAUCUUUUAAAAAUUAUUGCACAGCAAAAUGAACAGCUGCUUAUAUUGCAAAAACAGGUAGCCAUGCUAUUAGCAAGAGACAGGAACUAUUCAAAACCCAUAGAGGCGUCUUCCGAUCAAGAUAAAAAAAUUGCUGAUUCUCAGAAAUAUGGUCAUAUAUCGACACCCCAGAAGAAUCACUUCAGACAAGAAAAUACAAUAACACAACAGGCUAGCAUGUAUCAAGAUAACCAGAGGAAAUGGGGAACUUCAAAAUUCUCUAUUAAUUUGACUACAAGUUUUGACAUGCCUAUACGGGGUCAACCAAAGCAGAACUUUAUUAAUAAUGAGCCAAAAAUUCAGGAGUUAACAGAAUCAGACUUAUCUACGAAAAACGACAACGAUCUACUCCAAUCAAUACAUUUCCAGGAACCGCUAAUGGUGAGAGAAGAAUGCCCCAGUCCACUGCCGAGCAUCAACAUCAACAUGGACGAUUACGAAAGUUCUGAUGACGAAUCAUCGUCCACAGAAAUGGGUACAACGCUUUAUAAUAAUCUAAUGGGACAAGUAAACAAUAUCUUAAAAAGAGCUCAUAUACAAACGAACGAUUUUAGGCAAAAAGCACCAGAAGGGGAAAAGAUUCGAAACAAGACCUUGAACAAAGUGAAAGAAGCAACUCUGAAACAUUUAAAGAGUUUAGGAGUAACGAUUGACGAUGAAUGUGAUUUAGAAAGUAUGAGUAACCGAAGUCCUUCUGAUAUGAGUCUUACUGGAAAACAACUUUUAAAUAAGUACUUACCAUCAGAUCGAGUGAGAAAUGAACCGUGUGGUGCAAUCCUAGAACCAAGACCUGAGUUUUCUUUGGCUAGUUUGGAAUAUAUGAGGAAAUAUAAUUUGAUUUCUAAAGAGAAAAUGCCAGAAAUGACACAGUCGCCUAAAGGUCAACAAAGAGAAUAUUGGACCUGACUGCGAUACAAAUGCAGUCUAAACUUUUGUGAUUAUUUUUAUUUGUACACUAUAAAUAUUUUAUUUGAAUAAAGCUUUUAUAUUUUCCUCUA